Molecule: messenger RNA, 1557 nt
Organism: Hippoglossus stenolepis (Pacific halibut)
Lineage: Eukaryota; Metazoa; Chordata; Actinopteri; Pleuronectiformes; Pleuronectidae
Gene: dlx5a
Product: distal-less homeobox 5a
Exons: 3
Coding region: 229-1086 (285 amino acids)
Biological process (GO): anatomical structure formation involved in morphogenesis; embryo development; cell differentiation
Molecular function (GO): DNA-binding transcription factor activity, RNA polymerase II-specific; RNA polymerase II cis-regulatory region sequence-specific DNA binding
Source: RefSeq, a predicted model, not a curated record
CAAUGGAACCAGAUCCUCCCUGCAGUGCGUAAGAGCGCGAUUUAGGAUUUAACCAAGUCUUUGCUGCGGGGCUGGCUGCAGUCUUCACCAGAGCCCGACGGCCUAUGAGCCUUCCGACGAUGCCCGCGCACUAGUCUCCAUGCUCUGCGCUUUUUGGAUCCAACUGCCUCCUUUUUGUUGCGAAUUAAAUACGAAAUCAAAACAAACCCACGCCUUCGCCCACGAAGUAUGACUGGAGUAUUCGACCGGAGGAUCCCGAGUGUGAAGCCUGCAGAUUUCCAGAGCUCCUUCCAACUCUCCGCCAUGCACCACCCGUCUCAGGAAUCUCCCACUUUACCCGAGUCCAGCGCCACGGAUUCCGGCUACUACAGUCCCGCCGGCGGAGUCACGCACGGCUACUGCUCGCCGGGCACCACCUCGUACGGGAAGCCGCUCAAUGCCUACCAGUACCAGUACCCGGGGGUGAACGCGUCCGCUGGAAAUUACUCCACAAAAUCCUACACCGACUACAGCUCGUACACGACACCCGCCUACCACCAGUAUGCAGGGACUUACAGCAGAGUCCAAGCCCAGCCGAGUCCACAAGAAAAAGAGAUAAGCGAGCCCGAGGUGCGGAUGGUGAACGGCAAGCCGAAGAAAGUGAGGAAGCCCCGGACUAUUUACUCGAGCUUCCAGCUGGCCGCCCUGCAGAGGCGGUUUCAGAACACACAGUACCUGGCGCUGCCGGAGAGAGCCGAGCUGGCUGCCUCAAUGGGACUCACGCAAACACAGGUGAAGAUUUGGUUCCAGAACAGGAGAUCAAAAAUGAAAAAGAUCAUGAAAAACGGGGAUCUUCCACCUGAGCUCAGCCCCAGCUCCAGCGAUCCCAUGGCGUGCAACUCACCACAGUCCCCGGCCGUCUGGGACACACAGGGCCCCUCCAGGCCGCACAGCCUACAGCCACAGAGCAUCAACACGACGGCCUCUAACUUUUUGGAAAACUCGGGGUCGUGGUACACCUCGGCCGCUGGCUCCAUGGCCGCCCACCUGCAGACCCCUAACUCGAUACAGCACUCACUUGCUCUUGGAGCGGGGACGUUAUAUUGAAAAAAAAAAACCUGUUGUUCAUUUCAAACCUCCUUUUCCCCCCCUCCUCCUUCUAUGGGACUCGUGUUCAGAUUUCAGAGGAAUAUGCAAUGUAUUUGAUGACAGUCAUAGAAGAAACGUGUAAAAUGUGUAAAUGUGUGCAUGUAAUUUAUUGCAUUUUUUUGGAAGACUAUUAAACGUUUAAAUGGACAAUGGAUCUUUGAAAACCUCCGGCCUCCUGCAGUCUCUCGUUAUUCUAACCCUCCGUUUUAUUUACACCCGAAAAUCACGACACGGACCCGCAGACAUAAACAGUGCUUGUGAGCCUCAGGUGACGUUUUCCAAUCACAGCUGCUCAGUAUUGAGAUGGAUUAUAUAUGGAAAACAAAUGUAAAUCCAAUUCAUGCAGUUUAAUUGUCAUCAUCUAUAUUUAUUCUGUUGGGUUUUUUUGUUUUGUUAUUUUUUAUUAAAACUGUGCCCUUUAUUUCUGAA